Molecule: messenger RNA, 2632 nt
Organism: Sodiomyces alkalinus F11
Lineage: Eukaryota; Fungi; Ascomycota; Sordariomycetes; Glomerellales; Plectosphaerellaceae
Product: SAE2-domain-containing protein
Exons: 2
Coding region: 79-2265 (728 amino acids)
Biological process (GO): DNA double-strand break processing involved in repair via single-strand annealing; double-strand break repair via homologous recombination
Cellular component (GO): site of double-strand break
Molecular function (GO): damaged DNA binding; double-strand/single-strand DNA junction binding; Y-form DNA binding
Source: RefSeq, a predicted model, not a curated record
GUUCCGAAUGCUCCGUACCUGCCUCCCAUCGUGUCUCCCGUACGGAAUAGAAGCCCUUAUGAGGAGCUGGUGCCAGAAAUGGCCAGCUGGUUUGAGAAGGGCCGUCCGGGUCUCCUCGACGCUCUCACUGCUGUUUGUGACCAGAUCGACAUAGAUUUGCGGGCCGAACUUCAGGAUCGAAACCGUAUGCACGAAGAAACAAAGUCCGAGCUAGAGACCCUGCGGUGUCGCGUUGCGGAAUUAGAGAAAGUAGAAUCGGAGAAUCGGACCCUGCGCGAACAGCUCUCCCAGCUUCAGAAGAACGAUAUCGAGCCGGACCAGGCUGCGGUCGCCGCCUGUAUUGCCCCGGCUUUGGCAACAUUGCCAAAUGAAGACGUUUGGAACAAUUUGCUCCGGAAGAGUCACGUGCUGCAGAGGAAAUAUGAUAAGCUAAAUUCGAACUACAAAAGUCUCAGGGCCGCCUACAACGAAAAGAAAGAGACCCUGGAAUUGUUUCAACGUUGCACCCAAUGCCUCCAGGAAGCCUCCCGAUCAGCAAAGCGUCCGCAUGACCAGCAUCCUGGGCCGGGUCCCGCCGACGACGCGUACACCGACGACCCUCGCCCUGUCCAUCCGUCGAAAAGGCGCUCAAGGGCCUCCAGUGAAACAUAUUUGGGGGAUCCUGCACGCGACGGGACAGCACAUUUAAGUUUUUCUUCGGAUCCUGGACCUUGUUCCCAUCCCGAGGGCGAGGUUCCCACCUCGGUGCCCCGAAUUCCCGAAUCGCCCGCCGGACGAGGCUUCGGUCCUGCUGUGACUCCGGCCAUCCGUAAGGAGGAUGCUGGAAACAACGACGACAUGGAAUCGACAGAAGACGACGCGACGGAUGCUGCGGAUGAUGAUGACGUCGGCCUUCCCCCUCUGCCCGGGGCUGCUGCGGACGUACCUUCUGCCAUUGCUAUCAAGCCUGAGCCGUCUUCUGACGGGCUGGUCAUCGUUGACGAACGCUCUGUCCGUAAAAGGAGAGCGCCAGAUCACACGAACCAGCCGCCCCCCAGGAAAAUCAAAAUCGAAGCGAGCAGUUCAGAUAGCGACCUGGGAUUCAAGCAGAUUGGUCUCGUGCCUCACGACAGCAUAGAUCUUGAUGAAACUGGACAGGUACUCAACACGCCGAGGAAGAAUAGGUUGCUGGACGACGCGCUCGCAAACGUCCAUGAAUCAGCUCCUCUGCGACUCUGGCCGGCAGCCAAGGUGCUGAUCAGACCAGAUUUGACGAAUCAGCCUGGAACGAGGCCCAUCGUGGCGUCAUCAGUCUUGGCGCCCAUUAGCUCGAACAUCCGAAAUCUCGAGUCGUCGACUAGAAAACCAGCGAGCAAGCCUCUCAAGAAGGGUCUUGACGAAGGAAUAGAAUCCUUGGCUGAGGACGGUGGUCCAUAUCGGCAGAGACCAAUCCGCGGUCCUUCGAUCCAGAGCCCUGCGGAAAAUAGUCGUCUCGACAAACUCCUCAACACGCCGGCCACGAGAGAAGGGCCCACGAGUGUACGUUCCGCGCCCCCCACGCGAAGUAUAUCCCGGUCUCUUCUUCCCGGCCUUGGGCCGCCUCAGCGUAGGAAGUUGCCUUUUGGGGAAGACAAGCGUGGCAGGUCGAAAGACAGCUCACCGAGCCGCGCCGAGAAAGGUAGCGAGGUUGGAGGGCUGGAAACCGCACCGGAAAGGAAACCUCUAAGGCCAGCCAACGAGCAGGCCGAGCGUUCCCGGCCAGGUGCGCUCCGGUCGAAAUCACCGUCAAGACUGCGGUUGGAUGAUUUCAAGAUCAACCCGAAGUACAACAGCGGGUUCGACUACGCCUUUUCCGAGGUUGUGCGAGGCAAAGAUGACCGAGCUUGCCUUCCCGGCUGUGUGGAUAUGAACUGCUGCGGGAAGAAGUUCCGUGCACUGGCCAAGGCGCAGCGCUCUAAUACCGAGAAGAACACUUCAGAGGACAUGAAGCUGUUCGAGGAGUAUCUAGGGGACAGCAUAAGCAGGGUGCUGGGCAUGUCCCCGGCAGAGAAGGAAGAGCUUUGGCUUGAGGCCAAGACGUGGAAGCUAGCUAAUCAGCUAGGGAAGCAUCGCCACCACUAUUCUCGGAGACCAACCCCGCCUGGGUUUUGGGACCCCGAAUUUCCGGACACUCAAGCAAUUGCCGCGGAGAAGGCAGAGGCAGAGAAGCGGGGAAAACAGGUGAUACAAGAGAGGUACAGAGAAGCCAUGAGACCAGGAGGUCGUUGGGUGUUCAAGGAUGAGUGAUAGAUCCGCUGGAGCGUUGUUCAAGUGUCAGCCUACUAAGCGUCGAAGUCAUAUUUUAAUUUUGCGGACUUCGAUUGGCCUGUGGGAUAAUUAGUAAACGGAUAGUCCUGAGCGGUUGUUAGAUGGCGUUAGGGAGGGACUGCUGCGUGGUUUUAAAGCCGACCAGCCGUUGGGACCCUUGGGACUAUAGGCGUUAUCAUGGGCCUGAAGAUUCUUGUGGGAUAUUCACCUCUUUGUCAGCAAAAAAAAAAAUCAAUCAUACGGACACAUGUACGAAGUAUGAGGCUCGCAAUUUCGACGAUGUUCGAUACCUAUCGGUCCAGUUUGCGAUGGUUCCUCACCGAGGGUUUGACAGACAGAAUGCGCC